Molecule: messenger RNA, 3627 nt
Organism: Pelmatolapia mariae (spotted tilapia)
Lineage: Eukaryota; Metazoa; Chordata; Actinopteri; Cichliformes; Cichlidae
Gene: ppa2
Product: inorganic pyrophosphatase 2
Exons: 12
Coding region: 57-1091 (344 amino acids)
Biological process (GO): phosphate-containing compound metabolic process
Cellular component (GO): cytoplasm
Molecular function (GO): inorganic diphosphate phosphatase activity; magnesium ion binding
Source: RefSeq, a predicted model, not a curated record
ACAGAAGCUGGAGGACGGGAAGCAGGAACUAAGACGGGGGAAGUAAGAAGUGUAUAAUGAGAGCACUGAUGUUACGCUCAUCGGUCCGGUGUUUGGUGACAGUUUUCGGCACAUUUUCCGCCUCUAGCCGCAAAGUUAUUGCACAAGCAGCAGCUGUUUCGCACCAGUAUUAUUUCAGAAAAACGAUGCACUAUCAAACGGAGCAGAGAGGACACCAGAACUCUCCCGACUACCGGCUUUAUUUUAAAACCUCAGAUGGAAAAUACAUUUCGCCAUUCCACGAUAUUCCACUAAUAGCAGAGACAGAACAGGAAAAUGAUGUACCUGCUAAAAAGUCCAAGAAGAGUGAGAGUGAGGUGCUCUACAACAUGGUGGUGGAGGUACCAAGAUGGUCAAAUGCUAAAAUGGAGAUUGCGAUAAAGGAACCGCUGAAUCCGAUCAAGCAGGAUGAAAAGAAAGGAAAGCUCCGAUAUGUUGCCAACAUAUUUCCCCAUAAAGGUUACAUUUGGAAUUAUGGGGCACUUCCACAGACGUGGGAAGACCCGGGCCAGAAAGACAAAGAAACUAAUUGCUGUGGUGACAAUGACCCCAUUGAUGUUUGUGACAUAGGCACCCAGGUGUGCUCUACUGGUCAGGUUAUCCAAGUAAAAGUGCUUGGCAUCUUGGCCAUGAUUGAUGAAGGAGAAAUGGACUGGAAGGUCAUAGCUAUCAAUGCUGAAGACCCUGAUGCCAAAAAUCUAAAUAGUAUAGAGGAUGUCCGCAAGAACCGACCCGGUCAUUUAGAGGCCACUGUUGAGUGGUUUAGGAAAUAUAAGGUGCCGGAUGGAAAGCCUGAAAACAAAUUUGGAUUCAAUGGGGAGUUCAAAGACAAGGACUUUGCAGUUGAGAUCAUUAAGUCCACCCACGAGCACUGGAGGGCACUAGUACAGAAGCAAAAAAAUACUGGAGGAAUUGACUGCAAAAACACGUUAUGUUGUGAUAGCCCUUUCAGAUGUACCACUGAUGAGGCCAGAGAAGUAGUUCAGUCGGCUCCUGCAUUUGGCAGCGCACAUCCUGUGUCUCCAGAGGUGGAAAAGUGGCAUUUUGUGUGACUCUCCCAAAACAGCAUGGAUACAGUCAAAACGUCUGAACACCUAAUGAGGGAUUCUUCUGCAUUCUUAUUUUGUAUGGAGCCAUUUUAAAGAGAGCCAUCGACACUCUGUUAUUUGUUGAAUAAAAGAAACACACCAAGUGAAGAAUUGUGCUGAAGUACCAGACUUGAAGUCGGGUCUGAUUUAUGGUGCCACAAUUGACACGUGUUUGAAUUUUUUGCUAGUAUGCCAAUUAUCAUUUGUCAUGGGGGAAAAAUGACUCCUUUUUUAUGAUUGUGAAUCAUGCUGUAUUUGUAUUCCAGGACUGUUGUGGCCAUGUCUAGUUUAUAUUUAUAUAGUCCUCUAAUUUCCUGUACAAAUGUAAUUGUUGCAGAUACAGAACCACACACUUUAUAUGUAAGAAGUAAACGUUUGGAUAAAUUAAAAGGAAAAUCUUAAACAUUAUGUGUGUUUUAUAAGUUCACAUCGUAAAUUUCAACUUGUGGAUAAAACACAGAAUUUAGAUAUUGGGAUUAACUUGGAAGUAACAAAUAAAAGUGCUUUAAAUAAAUAUAAAUUUUAUUUAAAAAAACACCCACAUAUCAGCAACAUCAGGAAUGAUAUAAUAAACAGCUUUCAAAUAAACUGCAUUCAGUACAUUACAAUACUUACAGUAUUAAUACCCAUCCUCAAUUUGAUUUUCUUUUUUCUUUUGUAGCAUACCAAACUUCAAGAGAACUAGGGAAGCUUUAAAAAAGUAAAAUUACAGGCAAAAAGUUGCACCUUUUUUUUUUUUUUAUACCUUUUAGUGUCUAACUGCAAAAAGACCAAGUGUGUAUGAACUGCUGGCUUAACCUUUGAGAUGAGCAUACUAGCUAAGCCCAGAAAAUCAUUCAAGUAAUGUUGACUCACUCAGAAUCACUCUGAAGCAUCUUCAAGUAUGGCUAUGCUUUUUAACCCGCUAUUUCUUACUACACCUUGGCUCUCUCAACAACGACCUGCUACUGUAGCUGGGUACUGUACAAUGAAAUUUAACAUUUUUAUAUGAUUAUUUUUACAGAACAGAUUAAAAAAAAACUAGAACUACUGACUGAACUAUGGUGAUACUAUAACUGUAACCAUUGCAGCGACAGUGAGUGUAAUAUUUACAAAAAACUUUCUGGAUUAUCUAACCAAAAUCAUUUUAACUUGGGAAAGGGUCUCAAAGGACGAGCUAUGGUAGAAUUGACAAACAAAAAGAACCAACAUGAACAUUGAAGAAUGAGUUAUACUCCUGAAAUACAAAUUCUUGGUAUGUACAUUGUGACAUAAUUUAUUUAUUUUUAACACAUAAACAAUCUGUUUAAAUAAAAUGUUUUGAAAUUCUGCAUUACAUUUUUUUUUUCCUGAAAAAGAAAUGAAGUGCUUUAAGAAAAUGAAUAUUGAAAAGUGGGGUGAGUUGUUGCUUUAGCAUGACUGUCAUUAAUUUAAUUACAUUAAUUAAAUCAAAUAGAUUGGGAAGAAGUCAUUGUACAGUUGCUUAGUGGUUAUAAAUAAAUGUAUACACAGGCACAAAGAUGUGCAACUAUUUUAAUCACUGCUCUGGUCUUGCUUCGUAACAUAAGCAAAAAAUUGCUUUUUGUUUUUUUAAAGUCAAUAUCGUUCCCUUUAGUCAGCUCAGUGCAUAUAUGUUCAGAUUACUACUACCUCCAUUCUCCUUGCUAAAAUAUACGUACAAAACUGCAGGAAAGUAUAUUUUUCCACACAAAAUAAUUUUGUGUGAAAUAUAACAAACAAGAACCAUAUUGGGAUUCAGGAUGCAAUGGCAAGUCCCUGAAUAUGAAAAAAACAACAUUAAUACAGGCAAUGCAGAUGUACACAAAAUUAUUUGAAAAUGUCCCUGAUUUUUGCAGUAAUAUUAAAGAUUCAAGUUCAAGUAAUACUUUCUUGCAGAUUCAUAAGAAAGUAAGAAAUGAACUUUUAUGCCUUUUGGUGGCCUGAAUUUUAAGUGUGAUCAACAUUUUGAAAAUAAUAAACGAAUAAAGAAAGAAAAAGAUGUUAUAAUCCUAUUGCCAAAUGUUUGAGGUAUAUGACAAGUUUGUACUGUACACUAUUUAAAAGCCUUCUCACCUCCCAAAGAGUCUCACAUUUUAUGUUUCUAGUAGGUUGAGUAGCACCUUAUGAAUAGAUUCAUUUGAAACCCAAAGAAAUACAGUGAAACAGGCUGUUAGCAUUCUUUGCAACAAAAAAUCUCUAACAGGAAUUCCAAAAGGAAUAUUAAUUUACUGUACAAAUCUCACCUGUUUAUCUUACAGUUAGAUUACAAUAAGUAAAGACCACACAGCAAGCCAGCUGCCCUCUGAAACUGACACUGAGCUUACCCUGUAUCAUGUUUCUCAGUGUUUAAAAAGCACAUUUACUAAGCACCACAGAAAAAUCUACAUGUAAUAUUCACAAUCACCAGGUGUGUUCAAUUAACCUGUUGUAAGGAACGUUUAAAAAAAAUCAUUGAUAAACAAAGGAACCCUGGAAAAAGAACCAGAACAACCGAGAUCUUUCUCUCUCUUUUUUUUUUUUU